GUGCGGAGUGACCGCGGGUGAACCGAGCAUGAAGGCGCACCCAAAAUGGGGACAAUAACCGUUCCGAGGGCCGUGCAUGCGCAGACCUGCGACGGAUCCUUCUCGAGCUCGAAUAGUGUAUGCAGAAUGCUCAUUCCUUCUUAUCGCAAGACCGGCGAACAUGCAUAUUCACAGCCAUCACCACCAUCCCACUGCUAGUGGGCACGCGCAGGCAGGGCAGGUGUAUCUCGCGAUGCAGGGGUACCACCAUGGCUGCGAGCCAUAUCUUUUGCAGGGCGAUGACGGUACGACGUACGCCAUACAUCCCGGUGAUUGGCCGUGGUCACCACAGCCCUUCGCAUCUGGCGCCGAUGCUUCCGCGUACGGCGCAAACCAGGCCGCAAAUGCACAAUGCGCCCCCAUCCAUUCAAUGAAUCCAUACUUUCCAUCCCAUGCGUACUAUCAGCACGCUGUAUCCCCCGCAUUUGUGCAAUAUCUGCCUCAAAUGCCUCAGCUCUACGUACCGCCUGCAUGUGUGGCGGCGGUGUCGGAAUCAAAUCGGUUUGUGACAGACUCAUACCAUCCUGCCCAGAGCGUUCAGCCACCGACGUCGUGUGCGGACAGUCUGAAGGCCCCCAAGCCCAAGCGACCUGACGAGGGUGUACCCACAAUUAUCGUCGACCUGGAUGAGGUCCCCGACAUCGUCGUCGAGGACUGCGACAGCGGCGAUGCUCAAUCACCUGAAGCUGGUUCAGCCACGCCCGCCACAAACUCGUCGGACGGCACUCACCUGCAUCCUCAUUGGCACGAGCGUAGCGCGAGCCCGUCGGAAGGGUCGCUCGCCCCGAACCGGCCGAACGGGGCGCCCGCCACGAAUACUUCCGAGGAUCCACGCCUGCUACAUCCCUGCAUCCGCGCCAUAAAGUCGGUCUCGUGCCACUGCACGCCGCGCGUGCCGCUCUUGAAGGACCUUUCUUCGUCCUCUACAUCCCCUUUGGCGUCUCUGACAGCGCACCCAUCGUCCACCACCGCUUCAACCGGUCCAACCGCCUCAGAUGCUGCAACCGCUGCGGGUACCUCAACGGCUACCACCGCUCCUAAUAUUUCCACCGCUCCUGCUCUCACCGCCCGCCCCGUCUCCUCUCCGCCCAUCAUGGCCGCCGCCAUCGUACACAUGUUCCCGUUUUCACCGCUUAUACCCAAGGUGCCGCUGGUGUCGGCGGGAUUGCUGGGUGCGCCGGCGGGGUCCUUCAGAGCACGGCUGCCGCCCGGGUUCGUGCCCGGGGUGCUGUCGCCGUGGGUGGUGGAUGGGCGCGGGUUGUCACUGCAGCCAUCGCCCGCCGGGGACGCCAUGGGCCUCCAGCCGACUACCGCGGGCGACGCUGAGCCCCUUCCGCCCUACUCUCCAGCGCCGUCCAUGGGGUCGGUGACCAGCCACUGGGAUGGCGAAAGGCUGGUUUCCGCCAACUGGGACGGAGAAAGGCUGGCAAGCGAUCCCUGGGGUCACGAGGGUGCGGUCCGGCGAUGGGUCGAGGAGCUGGAUAAGUUCAUGCACGGAGGCGGUGGUGGUAUGGGUGCGAAGAAUGAGAGGCCGACGCGGGCGGAGGUUAGUGAGGUCAAGGGUACUGGAGAAGCCAAAGCCGACGAUGCCGGGGAAGCGAAAGUCAAAGAGCAUGGCGAAGACGCCAAAGCCGUCCAAGCUGACGACCACACCGACCUCCUCGACCACACCGACUUCCUCGACCAUAUCCCCUGGCCCAUCCUCCGCGAUCCUGAGUCGCCUGCGCUCGAUGACCCUCGAUCGUCUACCCUGAGCACCUCGGAGGUCGCCCCGCGCGACACCGUCUCGGCCUCCCCCGACCUCGCCCACUCCAUCACCCCCCUCUCCGUCAACCUCUUCUUCCGCGCCGCACGGCGAGUGACGCUCGGCGACUACGCCGCGCGCCAGGCGACGCUGAACGACCACGCCGCGCACUGUCUCGCGUACAACGUCCAGCCACGCACACCGAGCAGCCACACUGCACGCCCGAUAACGCCCGACGACUGCGCAUGGCGCGCGCUGCUGAGAAAGAGUCACCGCGCGUUCAGGAGGGCGAGGGAGGUGGUGGAAGAAAGGCUGAGGGAGGCAGGGCGGAUGAUGAGGAAUGUGAAAGAGGUGCACUGGAAGGACGGCGUGAGCACUGCGAAGGUGAACCCUGCGGACGAGGACGAGGUUGUCUUGUACAUGGCCGGCGAUGACAAGCGAGGUGAAUCUGCGAAGGACGGAAGGGAUGAUGACGAGGAGCAGAACUUGAAGCGCCAGAAUCUGGAAGACGCCACGCCUCAGAAGCUCGAGGACACCCUGCGCGCGAUCAAUGUCGUCCUUCAGACGCUGGACGUCUUGCGUCGGCUGGAUGGGUAUUGAGACCUAGCGGAAGGAGGACAGAUGUGUAGGAAUGAACAAGAAGACAAUUAAAUUACUUGUAUACGGCCGACAUGUAUUACUAUAUCUACCUGGAAUAUUGAGUCAGAACAAAGCUUCAGCGACGUGAACCG
This is a messenger RNA of Schizophyllum commune H4-8, 2514 nucleotides long. RefSeq lists its product as uncharacterized. The record is from RefSeq and is a predicted model, not a curated record. NCBI's taxonomy places the organism in Eukaryota, Fungi, Basidiomycota, Agaricomycetes, Agaricales, Schizophyllaceae. The transcript is spliced from 2 exons. Bases 77 to 2383 code for a protein of 768 amino acids.